This is a messenger RNA of Hyaena hyaena (striped hyena), 1509 nucleotides long. RefSeq names its product deoxyribonuclease 1 like 2 (gene DNASE1L2). Gene Ontology annotation, molecular function: DNA nuclease activity. The record is from RefSeq and is a predicted model, not a curated record. NCBI's taxonomy places the organism in Eukaryota, Metazoa, Chordata, Mammalia, Carnivora, Hyaenidae. The coding region runs from base 380 to 1216 and encodes 278 amino acids. Gene Ontology annotation, cellular component: nucleus. The transcript has 8 exons. Gene Ontology annotation, biological process: DNA catabolic process.
CCUGGUUUCGGGGGUGGGGAGAGGACAGGAACAAGGACUGGACCGUGGGUGGUGAGCCUCUUAUCCAUCCUGACACGGGGCUGGGAGGCGGUCAAGGUCUUUGGAGUCUUGCUUCUGACGGGCUUGGGGGCACCAGAGCAGUGGCCCUCAGGGCUCUCCCUGGGACCAGCCACCAGGAGUGCCAGCGUCCAGCUUUGUUGGGGGGCGGGCCCAGAGCAGUCCAGCCCCUCCCUGGAUCAGGGCCUCAAAUACCUGCCUGAGUCCUGGCCUCACCACUGCUGCCCCACCAAGCCAGACACACCCCCAGCCCAGAUCUCCGACCUAGAUCCUGAGCCCCGGCCGCUGCCCCAUCCACAUCCCAGCCCGGCUGCUCCGCGCAAUGGGUGGGCUCCGGCUCCUACUGGCUGCGCUCUGGGCGCUGGGGGCCUCCAGGGCCACAGCGCUGCGCAUCGGAGCCUUCAACAUCCAGAGCUUUGGCGACAGCAAAGUGUCGGACCCAGCCUGCGGCGGCGUCAUUGCGCAAAUCCUAGCUGGCUAUGACAUCGCGCUGGUGCAGGAGGUGCGAGACCCGGACCUGAGCGCCGUGUCGGCGCUCAUGGAGCAGAUCAACAGCGUGUCCAAGCACGAGUACAGCUUCGUGAGCAGCGAGCCCCUGGGUCGGGACCAGUACAAAGAAAUGUACCUGUUUGUCUACAGGAAGGACGCGGUGUCAGUGGUGGACACGUACCAGUACCCGGACCCGGAGGACGCCUUCAGCCGUGAACCUUUCGUGGUCAAGUUCUCGGCCCCCGGUUCGGCUGCCGGGGAGCUGGUGCUGAUCCCGCUGCACGCGGCGCCGCACCAGGCCGUGGCGGAGAUCGACGCUCUCUACGACGUGUACCUGGACGUGAUCGACAAGUGGGGCACCGACGACUUCCUGUUCCUGGGCGACUUCAACGCGGACUGCAGCUACGUGCGGGCGCAGGACUGGCCGGCCGUCCGCCUGCGUAGCAGCGAGGUCUUCAAGUGGCUCAUCCCGGACAGCGCCGACACCACCGUGGGCAACUCGGACUGCGCCUACGACCGCAUCGUGGUGAGCGGCGCCCGCCUGCGCAGGAGCCUGAAGCCCCAGUCGGCCGCUGUGCACAACUUCCAGGAGGAGUUCGGCCUGGACCAGACUCAGGCCCUUGCCAUCAGUGACCAUUUUCCUGUGGAAGUGACCCUGAAGUCCCAUUGAAAACCUUCCAGGCCUGGUCAGGGCAUGGUGCCCCCAGACUCGACAUGAGGACUCUGGCCCCCACAGGACUCCUUCCGGGCGGCUGGCAAAGCCCCGGCACGCAGUGGGGCAGGGCUGGCCGGACAAGCGGCUGUGGACACACUGCAGCCCCCUCGGCCUGUCUCCCCGUCUCUAAAAUGGGCUUUUACAUCUACCUCGUAGGGUUGUGAGAAGCACCCUGCAGACUGCUAGGUCACUGGCUAUGCUCAAUAAACAAGAGCCAGCGCUUAGCCAGGGCCACACACUGGUCGGUU